AUGCAUCGUCUUUUUACUGAGCUGGAGCCAUCUAUUACUGUCACCGAGCAAAACCUGGCAGACCGAGUUCGGUAUAUCCUACGCUCAAAUAUAUUUGAUGGCGCCGAACUCGAACGGCUACGACGUGAGGCUGUUCCCUCAUCAAAUGAAAACGCUACGACUGGGGGUGCGGUGCCACAAGUUGCAGAACAACCCGCACACGUGGAUGCCGCCGAGAAUACCCCAGUGGUUGCUGAUUCAAAUGAUGAUGGAACAUUCACCCAGGAACUAGAAAUAGAGCAAAUGAGGAGUACAUUGGAAGAGGCGAUUAUGGAAACGCGCAGUACGCCUCUCGAAAAUCGACCGCGACUUCCCCGCAUAGCCCUAAGCAGGCGGAAUCGGGCUGUCGUGAGGGCUCUGAACCCAAUACUGGUGACCUAUUUGGAAGCCAGCCGGGACCUUUGA
Messenger RNA from Parnassius apollo (apollo), 444 nucleotides. Lineage: Eukaryota; Metazoa; Arthropoda; Insecta; Lepidoptera; Papilionidae. The record is from the annotation of a GenBank genome assembly.